CCACCAAAACAACCUUUCACCUUACAACCACCGCCGCCACAGACCACCAUGGACUCACCCAAGCUUGAUGAUCAAGAAACCACUAGGUCCGACUCAUCCGCCACUUACGCCGCCUCGUCGACGAAGCCGCACGCGACCUCCAGGGACCCAUACUGGACGGCCAUGUGCGGAGUCCUAUCGGAAACAGCCGCCCUCAGCCUCGACGACUUCCGCUUUAUCCGGAAGCUGGGCGGCGGCGACAUCGGCACCGUGUACCUGGCGGAGCUGAAGGGGUCAAACGGGUGCCUGUUCGCGGCGAAGGUGAUGGACAAGGAGGAGCUGGUGAGUAGGAAUAAGGAGAGCAGGGCGAGGACGGAGAUGGAGAUUUUGCGGAGGCUGGACCACCCUUUCUUGCCCACUCUUUACACUACGCUGGACUGUGAUCAGUGGCUCUGCUUGGUCAUGGAGUUCUGCCCCGGCCGAGACCUCCACGUUCUUCGCCAACUCCAGCCGGAGAAACGGUUCGACGAUGCCGCCGUCCGGUUCUAUGCAUCGGAAGUGGUGGUUGCGUUGGAAUACCUGCAUAUGAUGGGGAUCAUCUACCGUGAUCUAAAGCCGGAAAAUGUGCUCGUCCGAUCCGACGGUCACAUAAUGCUCACCGAUUUCGAUCUCUCCCUCAAGUGCGACGACUCAAAGUCGAUCCCGCAGCUCGUUCACGACCAAACUUCUCCGGCGAUAGAUCGGCGAUCAGGCGACCGCCGCGCGAAAUCGAGCGCGUUCUUCAAAUCGACGUGCAUUCUGCCGUACUGUGCAGCGCCGCCGCACGCGCCGUGCUUUCGCCUGAGGCAGAAGCGGAGGAGGAGGCGGGCGGGGCAGCGUAAGGCGCCGGUGGUGGUGGCGGAGCCGAUCGACAUGCGGUCGAUGUCGUUCGUCGGGACGCACGAGUACUUGGCGCCGGAGGUGGUGACGGGGGAGGGCCACGGCAACGCCGUCGACUGGUGGACGCUAGGGAUUUUCAUCUACGAGUUGUUGUACGGAACGACGCCGUUCAGAGGGCUUGAGGAUGAUUUCACACUGUCCAAUAUUGUGGCCAGAUGCCUUGACUUCCCCAAGGAUCCAGUGGUGCCGGGCGCAGCUAAGGAUCUGAUUACGAAGCUCUUGAUCAAGGACCCCACCCAGAGGAUGGGGUCCACAAUGGGGGCCACAUCCAUCAAACAGCAUCCGUUCUUUGAUGGGGUGAAUUGGGCACUGUUGAGAUGUGCAUCUCCACCGUAUAUUCCGGAUCCUCAGCCUUUCAAUCACAAGGAAUCUGUAUCAUCUAGUGAUCUUGAUGCUUCUAUAGAAUAUUACUGAUUUGUUUUUUUU
This is a messenger RNA of Ipomoea triloba (trilobed morning glory), 1344 nucleotides long. RefSeq names its product serine/threonine-protein kinase AGC1-5-like. Gene Ontology annotation, molecular function: protein serine/threonine kinase activity; ATP binding. NCBI's taxonomy places the organism in Eukaryota, Viridiplantae, Streptophyta, Magnoliopsida, Solanales, Convolvulaceae. The coding region runs from base 49 to 1332 and encodes 427 amino acids. The transcript has 2 exons. The record is from RefSeq and is a predicted model, not a curated record. Gene Ontology annotation, cellular component: plasma membrane; cytoplasm; nucleus. Gene Ontology annotation, biological process: protein phosphorylation.